AUGCAGCGACUUCUUCGUUCUCUUCAUACAAUCGGACCAAAGGCUGCCAGCCAUUGCAGUCGACCCAUCAGAGACCAUAAAAUCUCAAGCCUUGUCCCUCUGAUAGAUGUCGGCACGGUAGAUCUCGCUUUUCAAACCUCCCAUCUAAAGGCUGUCCACGAUACACUUGAAGCGAAGGGAGUCAUUCAACUACAGCUGAGAUUCCCAGACGAGGAUAGUAGUUAUCUCCAAAAGCUCAUCCUAAACCUUCACAAAGAACAUCGGCAUGGUCUCCCACUAACCCACAGCGCCGAGCGUGGCUGGUUUUGGGAUGUCCGACCUAGCCCCGAUAGUUUCCAAAGCCAUGGACACCAAGCCCGAUCCGAGACAAUGCACCGGUUCGAUUGGCACACCGACUGCAGUUAUGAAAAAUGCCCACCUCGAUACUUUGCGCUUCAAGUCCUCCAGCCGGAUCGUUGCGGUGGCGGGACGCUGUCAGUCCUAAACGUGGACCGACUCCUCACGCUCCUUUCCCCGUUCGCACGCAAAUGGCUUUCUACACCCAAUUUCCAGAUCAAUGUUCCGCCUGAGUUCAUUAAGGAAGCGGGUACACAUCAUAUCAAGGGGAAUCUUCUGGCGGUGAAGAGCGACGGGCAACAUGGCGGCAGUCAGCUACGACUAAGAGAGGAUAUUACCGUCCCAUUGACCGAGAACGCGGCAAAGGCACUGGGUGAACUUAAGAAUAUUCUUUUUGGCAAACUUGCCGAGUCAGAGAUUUUGCAUAUGAAACCAGAGAGUCUACCGCAAGGAUCAAUCAUCAUCAUGGACAAUCAACGUUGGUUACAUUCGCGCAACGAGGUGAAAGAUCCAAACCGGCAUCUUCGCCGAGUUCGAUGGGACGCAGUGAAAUUCGGAGCUGGCCUAUAG
Messenger RNA from Penicillium verrucosum, 906 nucleotides. RefSeq lists its product as uncharacterized. The record is from RefSeq and is a predicted model, not a curated record. The transcript is spliced from 2 exons. The coding region runs from base 1 to 906 and encodes 301 amino acids. Gene Ontology annotation, molecular function: oxidoreductase activity. Lineage: Eukaryota; Fungi; Ascomycota; Eurotiomycetes; Eurotiales; Aspergillaceae.